Molecule: messenger RNA, 633 nt
Organism: Didymodactylos carnosus
Lineage: Eukaryota; Metazoa; Rotifera; Eurotatoria; Philodinida; Philodinidae
Source: the annotation of a GenBank genome assembly
AUGUUUGCCAUAUUAGCUGCUAUUAGUAGUAUUCGUGGUCUAAGAGCAAAUCCACGCGAAGCAUUAGUACAUGAAAAUUAUACAUGCAUGGGCAUUCGACGACCGAUAACGCGAAUUUAUAGUGAAACGCUAGAAGAUAAAGCGGCGAGACAUAAAUUAGCCGAUAAAAGGCGUUUGGAACGUAUCCAUCGCCAAAUUAAAUUUGUACGAUUAAUGAAAAAACUGAUGAUUGAAGUUGAACAAAAAGAACGAGAGAUGACGUUGAAUGGUGGUAGUAAUUUGGAUUCAGAACGUUUGAGAGAACAAGUGAAAGUGACUUCAGAAAAAGUGGAGAUGUAUGCAAAAAGAUACAAUGUACCGUUUGAAGACGAUUGGAAUUUAAACAAAGAAGAUGAUAACUAUGAUCGUGAUUUAAAUGCCAUUAUUAGAAAAAAAAUAUUACUGUCAACAUCACUACCAUCCGAUUCGAAUACAUCGAUUAUCUUUGAUACUAUGCCGAAUAAAUAUAACAUUAUGUCGCAAGAAAAGCAAGGAGAAGAUGAGUCAAGAAAAAAUGAAAAUUUCGAUGGAGCAAUGGGUGAUAAUCAGACAGUAUCGACAACAAUGACGAAGAAACCAUUGAUUAUCAACUGA